UUUCAUCUACAUUUCGUACCUUUCUAUAAUUUUUAGUUCUUUCGGCUGCCUUUGUAUCGCUGCAUCGCUUUUAUUUAGCGUUAAAACAAUAAAGAUGGUAAAAAACUAAUAUUUCACCAUAUGACGAUUUGUAAUCCACCUCCAUACGUGUACGGUUUCCCUCUAGGACGUGACUCAUGUACGACACUUCUUACCGACGCUGUAUAAAGUAACAAUAAUCUGUCGAAGGAAGAGGAUGACAGAAGAACGCUCCCAGGGACGUCUCCUUAUCAUUUCAUCUCCUUUUAAGUUCCAGAAAGCGCUCUGUGUUUCCAGGACAGUCAACGAUGGCCGAAGAUAACCUAACCAGACAGGUUGAUGAAAUUGAGGCACUAUCUUCCAUUUAUGGCAAUGACUUUCACACCGAAAGUGUGGAGCACAGAACCUACAGUGUGGAAAUAAGUGAAGGGGAUCUGACAGCACUCCUACAGGUAACAAUGCCACCUGACUACCCAGGAGAGGCCCCUCCUAUUUACAUGUUGAGUGCACCCUGGUUGAAGGGAUUCAAAAGGCAGGAGCUGUGUGGACACUUGGAGGACAUAUAUGUUGAGAAUGCUGGUGAGAGCAUUGUUUAUGAAUGGGUGGAGAGGAUACGACAGUUCAUGACAGAGGAAGGGGAAGCUGCAAAGCAAGAAACAAAGGAAGAGGAGAUUAAUGGAAUGUUGGAGGCAGCUGUUUUGGCAGAAAAAUUAGAAGAAGACAUUCCAUGCCCUGAAAUAUUUUCUGGAGAUAUAAUCUCAGAUCGCAAAAGCCACUUUCAACCACAUUUGGCACAUGUCCAAUCCGUGGGUGAAGUAAGGCAAGUGCUAAGAAAGCUAAAAGAAAAUAAGAAAAUUGCAAAUGCAACACAUAACAUGUAUGCCUACCGUUUUGUGCCUCCCGGAUCAACAGUCGUAUCUCAGGACUGCGAUGACGACGGGGAAGAUCAUGCCGGAGGCCGGAUGUUACAUUUGCUUCAGAUACUGGAUGCCCAAAAUGUUCUUGUUGUUGUUUCCAGAUGGUUUGGUGGCAUACUUUUAGGUCCUGACAGAUUUAAGCACAUCAACAAUGCAGCAAGGCAGAUUUUGGAUCAUUGUGGACAUAUCAAACAAUCUGAUGAGAAAGGGAAAAAAAAUAAAAAAGCAAGAUAGCAUUUGUUUCAUUGCA
This is a messenger RNA of Macrobrachium nipponense, 1185 nucleotides long. RefSeq names its product protein IMPACT-B-like. Lineage: Eukaryota; Metazoa; Arthropoda; Malacostraca; Decapoda; Palaemonidae. Gene Ontology annotation, biological process: regulation of translational initiation; GCN2-mediated signaling. The transcript is spliced from 7 exons. Bases 327 to 1169 code for a protein of 280 amino acids. The record is from RefSeq and is a predicted model, not a curated record. Gene Ontology annotation, cellular component: cytoplasm. Gene Ontology annotation, molecular function: protein binding.